AUGAGGUCGAAAUUCAUGAAUAUAUGGUCGAUUGCCUCUCUGACAAUUGCUGUAUGCCUGCCAGUUCCACAACCAUGUCCAAAGGGUAAAGAAGUGUGUUACCAAGGUGCCAAGCUAGCAAAGCAGUGUACAAGCAAACCGUGUGAAGAGUACACAACAAUCGAUGACUACACCCGCUCAACUGGUUUCAACAAAUUAAACCAACAUAAUCCUGAAUGUGAUAACAAUUUAAUCGAGGGGUGGCAUCGUUUCAUUAGUUCUGCAGGCAACCAUAUGCCAUCUUCACCACCUAAAGGAGCAACUUCAUGCAACACAAAUUCUCCUAUAUGGUUACGAGGUUCACUUCCAACACAAGGAGGAUACGCCCGUCUUGUGGGAUGUGCAAAAACCUUAAGCAAUGUUUGUAACAGGCAGUAUCCCAUUGGAGUGAAGCACUGUGGAGACUACUACGUGUACUAUCUAAAACCAACGUCGAGUCAGUGUUCCCCAAAAGAGCGAUAUUGUGCAGGGAACAAAACAAAUUGCCAAGACGGGCUUCGCUCAAUCAAUGGAGAUGGCAUAGAACCAUGUUCAGCCUUAUUUCCUAAUAGGCCUAAGGAGGCGAUCAUGCACACACCCAGGGAAAUGAAAGGAAGUGAUUUUGAGGGAGUCAUAUUUGAGUGCAGUGUUGUUCCGGAGAUUAAUCAAUCCUACCCAACAAUUCACGAAUUUCAGUUUUUAGCCGAAGACUCAUCAAAAACCGUUGAAUUGCAUACAUUUGAAUCAAACAACACCAAAGUGUUUAUUACGGACGAUCAUUUUGCUAGAAAAGGCAUCAGUCUCGGAAAAGAGAUAUCAUGUCGUGUUAGAGCCAUUUUUACAAACGCUGACGGCAACCCAGAUCUCAAAAAUGCCUCGGGAUCAGCAUGGGAACAGAGUAAUGCCAUUUUCGUUGGAGUACACGUGAUGAUGGAAAGUGGGCCUCUGAUAGCUGGGGAAAUAACGUCUGUAAAAUUAACAUUUAACGUUACGAUCCCAAUAGUUUGUAACUUUUAUCCAUACUGCAAGGUUUCCGUUUUCCUUGGGUUUGAACAAAGGAUAAUUCCUGCAUUAGGAUGUAGUGCAGUUGAUGAACUAGCAUCCACAAGUUGUAAUGUCAUAUUUUACCCUGAGUCAGCGCGAACGAUUGAAAAAGAAAUUAACAUUGAAGUCAAAGCAUCAUCUCUGCACAGUUAUGAAAGUUUGUAUCACCUUCGCGUGUUUACAGGGGAGAUAGACGACCCGAAGAUUUGGCACAAUUAUAAAAUUGCAGAAAUACCUCUUCGAGUGAAUCAUCCAAAUGGUCGUAUUGAAGGAUCGACCGACUGUAAAAGUAUCAACGAUCCCCACAUGACAACAUUUGAUGGCAACUAUUACCACAACUACGAAGAGGGUGUGUUUCUCAUGUACAGAAAUACCGAGUUAGAUUACAAGGUUUACACGCAGACAGUAAAAUGUGGCAGAGCUUCGUGCAAUUGUUUAGUUGCGGCUGAAGUAGAAGACGAUCUUCUUGUCAUAGAUUCAUGCAAAAUUCAGCGUGUCGACUAUGGUCUAACUAGAGGUUUUCGAUUCAAGAACAGGAAGAUUAAACUUUUUCAAAAUGGAGUUUUAGCUUACGGUUUUUUCUUAGAAAGCGCAGAUGAUGGACGAACAUUAAAGAUAACAUUGCCGAGUGGUACAGUGAUAACCGUAUUAGAUGGACAUCUAGAUCAUCUAUUUAACGUAUUGAUAACCCCGUCAAACCUUGAUAAGCCAAGAGGGGGAAAGUUUGAUGAGGGCUAUAGGACACGAACUGAAGGGCUAUGUGGUGUGUAUGACAAGGACAGGGAUUUUAGAACUGAUUUGAAACCCAGAGAGACGGGAGCAGUAAUGGACAGUUGUUUUUCUUCAGAGCGCGGUUGCUACAAUAAAGUACUGAAGAAGUUCCCUCAACAAUGGCGAAUCCAUAAUACUGACUUUCUGAGUAAAGGAUUGCCACACAAAAAUAAAACAAGAAAACACUGUGUUUGCAUUGCAACGGGUGCAAUACUGUGUAAUGAUUCGUGUUCCGUGACGAACAGUAUCACUUCAAUGGGACAGGGUUCGUUUAAAGAUGAUGUGUAUCCCAUAGACGAAGACUUUCAGGCAGAAAUAUUCAGCGUGCACAGAAGCGUUGAAAACAUCAACACAAACCAACGCUUUCCGAGAUCAUCAAGAUCGGCAUUAUCAAAUGCGACAGACUUUUGUAUAACUACUGUUAGCAGCACCGGUGCAGCAAGCGCAUUGAAGGAUCUACCCGAGGGUGUCGAACUACACUCGUAUAUACAGGGCUGUAUAGAGGAUAUUAUGAUUACAAAUAGUACGGAUUGGAUAGAUGGCACAAUUGAAUCCCUCCGAGCAGAGGUUUUAAUGGUAGUUGGAAAGAAUAUAUCUCUGUGGAAUACAAACAAAAAAGGAGACCCCGUGGAACCUCCGACAGAGUUAGUAAAGCAACUCUGCCCACGAAAUUGUAGUGAUCAUGGAAAUUGUGUGAAUGGAACGUGCGAGUGCGAUUCAGAACACACAGGAGCAGACUGUGCCCUUGAACGGUCAACUCCCCCGACACUUCUAUUUGUACCGGAGAAGGGAUUGUGUGACGUACGUUUGAGACCAUGUAGAGCCACGCCGAUAAUGGGAGAAAACUUCGUAGACGCAGCAAAUCUUACUUGUUAUGUGAGACAGUUACAGAUUAGACAAAAUGGAACCACGGAUUUGAAGGAAGAAGUUCUAGUUGCAAAGGCCCGAUUCGACUCGUACCAAAGAAUUAUUUGCCCACUAUUUCCGACUGAUCGAGCUGUACAGCCUAAUUACACAGAAACACCUAUUAUAGCUCGAGAAAUGCCAGCGGUUGGAUUCAAGAUAAAAGUCAGCAAUGAUGGGAGAGUUAAGAGUAACUCAAUUGAUCUAGUGUCCUAUGAUGGACAAUGUGUGAAUUGUACAGGAUUUGGGUCUAUGAAUUGCUCACAAAAUGUGAAUGCAGAUUCAUGUUUGAUAGAUGGAAAAUGUUAUGCUCAUUUACAAUCGUUGUCAAGCAAUAGUUGUCAAAUUUGCAAUGCAACAGAAGACAGAACUAGAUGGACAAGAGACUAUAGAAAAUGUCUAAUUGGCACGGAAUGUUUCGCUGGUGGGGGCUACCACAACAGCACAUACUGUUUGAAAUGCCAACCAACAAUAAACAACAGCCAUUUUCUUUUGGAUAAUGACUAUUGCUUCAUUGAUGAGACAUGUAUUCCACAAAUGAUGGCCAAUCCUAGCAAUAAGUGUAAUAUUUGCAAUAAAACUGAAAACAGUAAUCGCUGGACACGAGAUCAUAGCAAAUGUAUGCUUGGAAGAGAAUGCUUUGAUGAUGGAGGUCACCAAAAUGGCACCCAUUGUUUGAAAUGCAAACCCAAAAUAAACAAUAGCAACUUAACAAUUGAAUCCGGAUUCUGUUUCAUCGAAGGAAAAUGUUAUGAAGAUGGAAUGAGCAAACUCGAAGAUGAAUGUGAAGUAUGCAAUGCAGCAGACAAAGUCACAGCAUGGACAAUAAGAACAGGUUGUCAGAGAUUACCAAAACGAGACUUGGUACCGCAUGUGAUUGUUAUAACCAUUUGUGUUGGAGUGCUCUUGUUUGUCGCUAUCAUUGUUGCCAUCAUGACAGCAUUAAAGAAGCAUAACAAGGUCGCCCCAAUGCAUACACCUAGUGACUCUAAUGGCAUUCCAAUGUCAAACUCUAGACCAGGUGAUGAAUAUGACAUGAAAGAGAAUCGUCGUACAAAGAUUGAAAUUGCAGAUAGGACCAUGUGAAGGAAAUGUGCUCCUUAGAGACAUUAUGGUCAUCUAUACCUGACUUUGAAAUCAAUUCGUCUUGAUUUUAUAUUACAUUAAAACCAAAGCAAAAUCUUAGAACUGAGAUGAACAAAAA
This is a messenger RNA of Owenia fusiformis, 3940 nucleotides long. Lineage: Eukaryota; Metazoa; Annelida; Polychaeta; Sabellida; Oweniidae. The record is from the annotation of a GenBank genome assembly.